Messenger RNA from Temnothorax curvispinosus, 12594 nucleotides. RefSeq lists its product as uncharacterized. NCBI's taxonomy places the organism in Eukaryota, Metazoa, Arthropoda, Insecta, Hymenoptera, Formicidae. The record is from RefSeq and is a predicted model, not a curated record. The transcript is spliced from 22 exons. Bases 1027 to 9015 code for a protein of 2662 amino acids. Gene Ontology annotation, molecular function: chromatin binding.
CGUUCAGCGGUGCGGACGUUACACCGCUUUUGUGUCGCGGCUAUAAAUUUCGCGAGAUUGCCGGAAGUGCGAUUCGGCACCUCCGGCCGAACAUUCGAACGUCUGUCCCGUCCCGUUUUCCCGGGUACUCGUUCGGUGUACGCGAUCGGGUUCGCGGUGCUUGGUGAUCGUUCGAAAUCCAAUCCUGGACGCUCGAACCGCGCGCGGCCGCUAAAGGGGAAUUAUCGUUCGAUUGCUCCGGUAAUUUCGGAGCGGGAGACGUGAAACCUGUUGUUACGACAGUGCAGUACUGUUCGCGGCGUCACUCCUUCGGAACGUUUUUCUCGAAAGAUCCGCUCGGGUGAAGCGAGCGACUUUAAGCUACGCCCGGCCGGCGCGCGGCGCCUGUAUUAAAGGGAGAUAUGCCCGAAGCAGCGACGGCAAACGACUGACAGGCCACGCUCCGUGGAAUCGCAGCCCGUUUUUCGGAGCGCCCUGGUCGACCUAUGUCGGAGUGAUACUCCAACGUCGUCGUCCGGUGACGAGAUGCGAAGUCGCUGGGGCGAAUCCAUGUAGAUCGUCGCGCGCGACAGGCGGACUCUUGGGGCGGACGGGUGGCUGGUGCGAAAUGUAGCUUUGCGAAACACCUUCCGUGCUUCCGCGAAGGGAAGACGGCUGUCGGUUCGUUGAUUCUCUUCUCCGUGUAUCGAGGAGAAUCAACCCCUUUCCCAACCCCCGCGUACACUGGUCUCUCUCUCUACGCGCGCUCGCGCUUCCGUUCGUCGAGUGUGGUGAAGCCCGGAGUGAUAAAAACCCCCCCGAGGUUCGCGUGAAGGUUCUAAUCCGGCGCUGGAACAGAAACGUCGGGGAAAGAAACGUCCGCACGACGACGCUUCCGCGAUGUGCCUGUGAAUUGGAUACUUGGAAAAAGGACUCCUCUUCCCGUCGCGUCAGGAUGACGAAACGCUGCUGCCUACUGCCGGACGCGUUCGACUAGUCGUCACAGUGGAGUUCUGCUUAAUCGCAGCCUCGGGAGGGGGUGGUUCGAUGUUGGUCCCUCCCGUGGCCCAAAGUGGGACCGGGGAUCGUCCCGUGGGGGACACGGUGGCACGGGCUCAGCAGACAACCGGCCCCGCUGCCGCUACGACGACCCUAUGGCCUUUAGCACCUGCGCAGCCCAAUCAGGUUCCCAAUCAACAGUCCCAGGGCAUACCACCUCUGGCCGCUACGCCUGCGCCCGCUCACAAUCAAGGUGCGAACCGCUACGGACUGUACUCGUUAUUCCCAGGGGGUGGCGGGGGCAGUUACCUCGCCGCCACCCCCGCCACCCCCGAGCAACCGAUGCCAGCACGGGCUUAUCACGCGACGCACAAGGAACGGACAAUUUCAGAGAGCGUGUUUUCCGCGGCGGUUGGGGUUGGGGUGGGUGGCUACACCUGGGGCGCUCCCACGCCCCCGCCGGGAUCGCCCUACAGCCCUGUGCCCGUGACACAGCUGGAGCUGCUGGCGAAAAAUUUGGCGAACCUGGCGCCCGCAGCCGCCACAGGCCAGCAAGCCCUGAGCCUGCAGGGUGUCGGCGUUAACGUGGCGGGUAGUUUGCAUCACGCUCAGCAUACGCAGCACACGCAGCACACCCUCAACCUCACCGGAAUUCAUCAUCUGCAUCACGGUGGUCUCCAUCAGAACGCGUUCUCGCCUCAGCUGUCAUUAGUAACCGGCAGCACACCCACGCUGACCAUCAACAGCUUCUCAUCACCCAACUCGACCAUCAACGGCAUCGCGCCGACGACGGGUGUCCUCCUGCAGGAAUAUCAACCGCCGAUAGGCGCAACUGCGGCGGCGACAGGAUGUACCGUCACCGUGAACGGUUCGUCCUGCCUGACCAACACCAGCAGCACGAGCAGCAGCAUGAUGAUGCACGGCGGUAUCGGCGGCGGCUGCGGCGGCGGUGGCAACCAGACGAUCGGCAACCAGAUCGCCGUUCAAGCCACCGCCACGAAGAAACGGGAGGCUUUCCUUUCCAGUCAAGGCCAACCGGUGAAGCUGGAGAACAAAUCGACCAGGGCGUCGUGCCUCUGCAGGAACAGCAACGGAAAGACAAAAGUCGUGCAUUCAGAUAUGGGAUGCAGCAGGACGCUACCUGUCGUCUCGUCCUGGAACGGGCAGGAUAGCGGCGCUGGUAUUAACAAUAGCGGCGCUGGCCUGACCGUGAAAAGGGAACCUUUGGCUUCGGUGCCCUGUCAAGUCGCAGAAGUUUCCACGUCUCUUCAUGCCACCACCACCUCCGUCAAGAUCGAACCCGUUCCGCCAAAGUCCGAGAAUGGGAUAGCCGUCUCUAACGCGGGAGCCGGUGGCAUACCGGUUGGCAUUGCUGUGGCGAGGCAGCGAUUGCAGCAUCAAGAGACUUCGACGUCUAUGCGCAAUGUGUCCUUAAGUCAUCACACGUCGCAUCACGCAACGAGCUAUCAUCAUUUCCAGCCGGACAGCCUGGGUUCCAGCACGGCCAUGGCGGUAGGCGGCACUACCCUGGUGCACUGCGGAGGGCCUGGAGGGGAGGAUCGUGCGGCCCACCUCGCUGCCAUUCCCUCCGGGGCUCUCGCGCCCUCGCUGAGCCUGAAUUCCAGUCUGAAUUCCAGCCUGAAUUCCACCCUGGGCAGCAUCGGUGGCGGACCGGCAGCCGCGGCCGACACAGCCGCCGCUGCUUGGCCGCCCACACUGUGGCAGUAUCCGGCUACGGCGGCCGCAGCGAUGCCAACGGAGCCGGUCGGCUUUCCGCAGAUGGGUUCCGGGCUGCAAGGUGGAUUACAGUUAGUCCGCGAUCCAACGACCGGACACAUUCUCCUUAUUCACGCAGCGGAACAAAUGCAGCAGGCUCUGGUGUGGCCGAAUUACUCGAACCACAACAGUAACGUUGCACCGCCGCCACUCCUAUUGCCGCCGCCUCCACCCUCGAUACAGCUUCUUGGUGAUAUCGGCGGCGCGCGAUUAGUGCUGACUGAGAACAAAAGGAAACAACAAAGCGCGCUGCCGAUAGUAAAGAUCGAGACGGAAUGCAGCAACAGUCCGACAACCAUAAUCACGUCCACCGAAUCGUCGAAGACCGCCUUGCAAAGCAUGACGUCCAUGACAGGCGCUCUGGUACCGGACGCAGCCCUGGUUACCACGCUGCAUUAUUACCCUCAAGCGCCGGCGCUGGUGCAAAUCAGCCAGGCCGAGCCUACCACCACGCACUGUAGGUCACAGGCCACGUCGCCGGUCUCGUGUCUGACACCACCCCCGGAAAUACCGGCGACGAUUCAUGCGAUCGAGCCAUCGUCAUUCGGGGUUCAGGACGCCUCGAAUCAAACCGACGCGCCCGAGGACACCGAGGAGAAGCAGGAGGCUCUCGUGAAGCAGGAGCAGAACCUGAGUCCCUGCCAGGUCGUGUCUCAAUCUACGGGGACGAAUCUAGCUGCCGCGAAUUUCGAGAUCGUGCCAUCGCCGACGGAGAGGAUCUGCAACGUCGUUCGAAUCACGACGACUACAACUACGGUGAACCCGACGGUAUGCGGCAUCGUAACCAAAGUGGACAAGGCGGAGAAUACGAUCAUCAACAUGGCCGAUUGCGCCAAGUACUCGGCGAAAGAUGGGAAAGGUCACGCGAAGACGAUUGAGCACGAUACUCGCGAUGACGAGGAAGCUUGCAAGGGCGACAAAGUGCCGUCUGUCUGCAGUAGGGGCAGCAGGCUUGGUACUAGGAUCAUCGAGAUCACCGAGGAAAAUUGUGAUAGCUUCCACGAGAACCUGGAGUUCUUCGCAAGGAGAAAAGACGUAAAUCAACGUGAUCAUCGAGAUGAUUAUUCCAAGGACGAGGAGAAGUCUCUUGCGCAAGAAGCCAACACUCAUGAAAAGGAGGCCGAAUCGAAGAUCAUCGAUGCUUCGGAGAACAUUGAAAUUCAUCGUCAAACAUGCUCCAAAAUAUCAGAACCGCCGAUCGUCAAUGAGACGAAGUCAAACGUAGCCGAUUCGACGGAGUCGCCGAGAGUCAAUUGCGAGAGUUGCGACAAGAACCGAAAUACCUCGAGCGGCGAAACCCGGCCUCAGAUCACGGUUAAGUCUUUCGACAUGCCUAAUAUCGAUUGCGACGAUCAGGAAGUGCAACAAGUAGCUAUCAAGCAAGAGGCCGACGACAGCUGUUACGAGGUGUGCUACGAUUCGUCUCAGUGCGAGCCAACGUCCACUAGCGAGAGAUCCAGAUCCAGUUGCGAGAAAGCGUCGCAGGAAGCAACGAAGAGACACUCGGUGGAGAAGACUCACCAUCCGGGCAUCGAGAACGUGGUGGAGAAACUGAAGAAAAAUGCGGCGGCUUUGCAGGAAGCCGCGCUACCUAACACCCAUCAAAAAAUCGAGGAGUCCAUGGAAAGAUCGAAUGUAGAGAUUGUUAAGCCGCGGAGGUACUCCGAAACGAUACCGAAAAAGUUGCAUCUUCUAAGAUCAUGCCAGAACUCUCUGGACAGUAGCACAAUCGACACAGAGAUCUCUUCCUCGCAAACCGCGAUGUCGGAGCAGCAUAUCAGAGAUCAAUCGGGACGACACUCGCUUCAAAACAACAGGCAUUUGACCACUAGCGACACGUCCGGCAAGUGCCCGCUUAACGAGAAUAAUAACGACAGCAGGAGCAACAACAAUAACAUCAAGGCGUUCGAGGAUAAAAAAUUGCUAGCAAAAAAUGAGAAGAAUGAUAUUACCGUCUACGUUAAGCCUAAGACUGUCUGGCGGUGCGAGGUGCAGCCAUUCGGGAAACCCAAUGUGACUCGUAAAUCCGAUCACAUUGAAGACGUGUCUUCGGAGACGAUAUCCAGGGUACAGAAGCAAAAGCCAGCCAUUGAUGUGAGUGGUCUCGAAUUGCUGUCAAACAGCAUCGAACAGUUGGAGCAACGAGUCGGCCAGCCGGAGCAUCAACAAGUAGACACGGACGUCGAGAAGUCGCCUGUUAAAACCAAACUGAUAAGUCAGCAGAGUGAGAAUAAUAAUAAUAACGUCGGCAGCCCUCUCGGCUUGCUCUGCGCCCUGGCCGAACAGAUUAUGGAGGUGGGCGACAAGGUUCCCCGGAAAUUAAACCUCGAAAGUUCGGAAGAGAUCUCGCACGCCGGUAGAUUACUGCUGAAUCUGGGCAGAAGCGGCUCUCUCGAGAAAGACGAAAGCAAAAGAAAGUAUAUUGAGACUGACGAUCACCGUUCCAAGCGAUUCAAAAUCAACAAUCACGAAGAGGAAACUAAGAAUGCAUCGCUGAAUUAUUACGAGAAAGAUAUCGAAGAAAGGACAACGGAAGUUAACGAACGAACACAGGAGAGUGCUCUGAAAUCGAAAGAAAGUACUAAGAAUAUCGAUAAUUUCUCUGAGGAGAAAACUAAUAAGAUCACUGAUGAAAAAACUAUCGACUCGGAAGAACAAUCUCUCAAUAGAGCCGAUGAAGGUUAUUAUUUCAGUACAAAGGCCGCUAAAAAUCUCCAAGUUCUCUCGGAUACAACACCUAAUAAUUUACAAAGUGAUGACGCGCUUUACGAUAAGAUCGCGAGAGAGGACAACCUGACGGAUUCGGAGGGUGAAAUAUUCGAAUCGAAGGUCCUGUCUGAACAGUUAACGAGCUGUGAAAUUAGAAAUAACAAGCGUAAACUAUCCGUCGACGAGAGAGACCCUCACGACUACAAAAACGCUCGAACAAAGUUAGAGGCGAAGAAGUUCAUAGCCAAGAAAGGAAAUUGCGAUAACGAGGACGACUGGCCGAGCAUGAACGCUACGGAACUUGACAUGAGAGUCAGGAUGGCCGACAUUCAAAGACAAUACAGAGAAAAACAGAAGGAGCUUUCCAAGUUGGUUCCGAAGAAAGAUGACAAGAAGAUCUCUGGCAGACCGCGGAAAAAGAGUCAUUCUUCCACUAGUUCUGAUCACGGGCCAUUAUCAUCGCCACCCGCGUUCGAUCUUAUGACCUCUCCGUCGCGAAAGUCGCCCUCGAGAUCACCAAGAUCACCGGAACCUGAUAACGCACCCUCGCCGUUAGCUUCAACUGUUCUGACCAUGCCGAGGUGCAACGUGAAUCUCGUGAAACUUGGCGAGCCCAGAAGUCAUAUAAAACUUUUAGACAGUAUACCCAGUAUUCCGAUACCAGUACAGCCGGUGACGUCGCCGAUCCCAGUGUUACCUGGCUCCAGCAAAGCAACACCAGAGGAUGAUGAGAAAAGCACAGGAACGCUGGGAUACGACACGUCGUCACCAGCACCGACUGUCACAGGCUCGACUUCUGCUUCCAAGAAGAGGAAAGUGGGACGACCGCGAAAACUCACGUGCACUUCGGGCAGCGUCAGACACUUGACGGAGACAAUUGUGGCUAAGAAACCUAAGAGCAAGAGUUCUCUAGUGGGUUACGUAUUAUCUUCAAAGAACAGACACUUACAAACGAAGCAAUGCAUAAAUAAUAAAACCGGCUAUACCCCGUUGCCAUUCAAAUCAAGAAUCUCUUCCCCGAAGCCACAAGCUAAGGUGCAAAAAGUUACAAAAAUGAAGGCAAAGCCAGCAAAGCAAACUCCGCUGCACAACAAAAACGUGAUCAGCUCGAUUAUCGCCGAAAAAGCAAAGCUAAGUCAGGAGGUGAAGCUUGAGAAGCAUAGCGGUAAAAUAAAACCGAAACUGAAAGCAGAGGUAAAGAUGAAAAAUUGGGAGGAUGACGAAACCGACACGAUACAACCCGAAAACGUUCCGCCUAAAGAAGCCGUAGUUCAACAACCUGUCAAGGAGACGUCGAUCGAAUCUGCAGAACAGUCGGAAAAGGAACUGGAAAGAUCAUGGCAUGAGAAGUCGAAGAAGAAGAAACGGAAAUCUAGUUCGUCGCAGUCGCCGAAUCGUGAUAAGAAGGAGUCUAAGCGGCGUAAAUCCCUGGAGUGUAAACAAUGCGCCAAGGCAGCCGCCGCGAAGACUUCCGAGAGCAUUGUCAAUCGGUGCAAGCUGACGUCCGCACAUCUGGCCAUCGAUCAGCUGCGAGUUCUCAUGGCGAUAGGCGGUCUCUUCUACGCGGGCAGGCUGAGCGCCGUGCAAGCGCCCGACGUUUACGCUAUUACGCUGGACGGCGAACGCGGUAACAGACCGCAUAUUCAUUCCAGGGAGGAGAUCCUGAAAGAUGCGAUUGUAGAGGUAUGUCCGACUUCGACGAAAGAGCUACCACCCGGUACAAGGCUAUGCGCGUAUUGGAGCCAACAGUACAGAUGCUUGUACCCGGGCACUUCUGUGAAACCUAUGAUACCUGAUCCGCAACAUGACGAGAAAUUCGUCACCGUGGAGUUCGACGAUGGGGACAGCGGUUUAAUCGUCUUGGAUGACAUCAGACUUUUACAGCCUAAUUAUCCUGUCGUUGUGUACGAUCCGAAUCCUCUACUCUCACUGGGCAAACGACGACGACAAACGUCAACUUCGGAAGACAAGCGUUCAACGUGCAAUCAGAGCGUUCCAUUGAACGGUCAAAGCGUUCCGUCGACGUCCCGGAGUGCGACGGCUAGCAACAACAGCUUCGCCACAUGUCCCUACGUUUCUAACGUAGAAUUGACAAACGGCAACGAAUGCGCCGAGGCGGAGACCGAAACGAAUGUCGACACGAGCAGUACGAGCGGCACGGAGUACAACAAAAAGAAGCACAUGAAGAAAAUAAAAAAGAAUAGGAAGCUACUCGAGGCUCAAGAGGGCAAGAAGAAACACAGAAAGCAUAGGUCCUGUAAAGAGCAUCGAAGGCAUAAGCACAGAAAACAUCGAAAGCAUAAACACAGACAUCAUGGUAGCAUUGGCGACGCGAAUAGCAUAAGCAAUCGAGAGAACAGCUGGGAGCAGAGGAAUGAGGAAGAAACAGAUUUUCCGAAUACAAGUUUCUCCGCUAUCGAGGAGACAAGGUUGUCCGAAGAAGAUGAUGAAACUGAAGAAUCAUUAAUAACUACUCAGAAAGACAACGAAGCUCAAGUGGAGCUUGAAGAACCAUUAGAACCAGUUCAAAAAGAUGACGAUGUUCAGAUGAUAUCAGAACCGUCGGAGCCCGUUCAACAGACUCAACCAGAACCUGAGAAAGAAGAACCUGUUCAGCAGACCCAGAUAGAGUCCGAACCAUUAAAACCCGAAAUUAGCGAUGAGACUCAGAUGGAAUCUGAAGAAAUCUCAGAAGAGGUCCAGGCAAACGACGAGGAGCCGGAGGAACCGACGAUAGAACCAGUCGCGAAGAAGUUGAAGACACAGCCGAAGGCAUCGACGAGCCGCGCCUCGACGAACCGUGCCGCGGCUAAUCGCGGCACUUUGAACCAAGCUUCAACGGUUUCGGCAGUUCGCGGUACGAAUCGCGCCUCGGUGAAUCGCGCUUCGACGAAUCGCACAACGACGAAUCGCGCCUUGACGAGACACGCUUCGACGGUAAACAACACCUCGACGAGUUCUGGCACAACGACGAGUCGCGCCUCGAAGAAUCGCGCCGCCAACCCGACAACUGUGGCCACCAACCCGUCGAAUCCCGUCGAGACACCCAGUCCGAUAGCGCGCAUGUUGCCUAACAAACGCCACUGGAAAUGGGCGAGCAGUAGUCGUGUAUCUGGCGGAAAUCAAUAUUUCACCGCUAUACGACGCGGCAGAGAAACGAUAAACAUAGGCGACAGCGUAUUGUUUUAUUCCUAUCGAAAACCUCACGAGAAGCCUUACAUCGGCAAGAUUGUGUCGUUGUGGCUGAACCAGAAAUUAGAGAUGAGAGUCAGAUCCCAAUGGUUCUACCGUCCCGAGGAGCUACAACCGCCUUGCAGCCUAAACCCUCCGGGCGGCCUGUUUGAAUCGAAGCACAGCGAUUCGAACGACGUGCAAACGAUUUCCCACAAAGUAAUGGUGCUACCACUUGAAGAUUAUAAUAAGAUAUUGCAAGCGUCGCACAGACAUCAAAAGGGUUACGAGGACAACGAUCCUUAUUACUACUACGCCGGCUUUUAUACGCAUCCAACGGUAACUUAUGCACCCGGCGUUACGGCUGUUCUAAAUGAAUGAGAACAGCUUAAGCUGACGAUUAAGUUAGCCGGAAUUACUUAAUCGCGGUCAGCUAAACACAACUCUGCGAAAUUUUCGAUGCGACAACCGUUUAAAAUGAACGGCUCUCUUUUAUUGCGGAGGAAGACAAACUCUUGGAAGCUUAUAGCCAAUAUGCUGAUAGAAACGUAGGCGAUACGUUACACGCAAGAGAUGAAAUUAUUUCUCCACAUACGUCCUUAUAUAUUAUUGCGAGAGCGUUGCUCAUUAAGUCUACAAGGCACAAGCAUUACUUCAUUCGCGAAAUACUUAACAAAACGAUUGUUCUUCAGAACACAAAACUUAUUUACCAUCUGACGGUUAAAUUUAUUUUACCAGACUCGAAGGGUCUUAAUUUCUUCAUUGAUUAAUAAUAGCAUUAUUUCAUCUAUUUUUUCCGUCGCAUUUCUUAUGCAAUAUGAAAAUGUCUUUUCGUCGUAUACAUGACAUACGAUUAAAUAUUUCAUCGAUCUACUUAAGAUCGUUAAAAAAAUUCAAAAGAGCAUAUUGUCCUUAAACGCGCACGCGACCUAAAAUGGUGUAGAUUGGCGAAUGCAGGCUUCGUAGCCUGCAACUUUUAAAACUCCAUAACAGGCAAUACUUGUGCCUUGUUCAAAAAUUCCUCCCAUUGAAAUGCGAUCCGACUGCCGUUCGGUUUCUGUGAAUUUCCGAAUUGUAAUUACGCUUACAUUUUGCUAGCAGGAGAGAAAGAGAGAGAGAGCGAGAGAGAUCGAGAGAAUGAGAGAAUGAGAGAAAGAAAGAGAGAAAGAGAGAAAGAACGAAAAAGAGAUGGAUCGAUGCAAUAAUCACACUAAGUGGCAUUAAACGCAGAAGUGAUCGAUAUAAAAAGUUAUUUGCUGUACAUAUUGUAAAUAUGAAUUUAAGAACGUGUGUCUAACACUUGCGUGCACACACUCGUUGAUGUAAAUCGCGUUACAAAAGCGGUAGAUUCAAGUUUAUACAGCUUAAGUUUUAAGUCGUAAGUUAAUGACCCGAGUAACAAUAACGUUUCGAUAUUUGAAUAACAAAAAAAAAAGGGGAAGUACACACUAUUUUCAUGUUCGGAGAGUCAAAUUUUUUUAACGAAAAAAUCAAUGGAAACAACGUACGAUAAAUAAUGAUAAUGUAACUUGGCUAAAAGACGAGAUGAAGAUAUAUGAAGAUGAUAUUCGAGUCAUUCUUUAUAGGGAUAUACAGCUUUUAGAGAAUUUCACUCGAUUUGUCGUAGUGGAUCGAUAACGAACACGAGCAUGUGUCGUGUUUUUACUUCGCUAAUCGAUAUAUCUUCUAACGCGUUUAUAGAAUAGACAUUUGCAUACCUUGCGAUGCAGUCAGAUGCUUUGACCUGAAAUAUCGCGGAUGUAACGAGCAAUAAAGAAUUAAUCCCAUCAAAGCUCGCAAGAAAAUCAAUUAUUUAAAUAACAGGCUGUACGCUGAGUUUGAGAUAGCGCCCGAGGGAUAGAGAAACCCGCUACAACGAUAGAGAAGUAAAAACGUUAACGCUAAAUUAACUGGAGGAGAGAGAACCAGACGAAUUUUCUUAAUGAAGCUUAACGAGAUGUUAAGAUAUUGAAAUGCAAAUUUACGGUAUGCAUCGGAUAACAUAGCGAUAAGCUUCCGUCGAAACGAUAGUAAAGGUAUAAGUAACCUUUACUUAUAGGGAUUAGGGUGAUUCGACGAUAUCGAUUCGUAUUAGAGCUUAUGUAAAUCUGACUCGCAAGACUCGGGCCUAAAUGAUUGAAAAAUGUACUUACAAAGAGAGCUCGUGAUACGCGACUUAUUGACUCAUUUUAUAGUUUACGAAUAGAGAGCAGAUAAACUUUAAAUAGGUAAGUGAGAAUGCUUGUUGAAUUAUAAAGAAAUAAACCACGAAGUUGCUCCCGCAGACGCGCAACUAUAUUUAACAUAAUCCGAUAACUGUAGAGUAUAAAUGUUAUAUAACUGAACCCGAAGUCGCAUGUCACGUGCUCUUUGUUAAAUAAAAAUACCACACUCGCUUCUUGUACUAUUUUCGCUUAAGUGUCAAUAUGUCAAUUAGCUUGAUAGUAUUUGUUUUUCCCUUUCCCUCUAAUAGAAAGAAAUUCUGAUAUACAGACGUAGUGAUACGAAAUAAGGUGCUAUAUGUCGAAAGAUAAUUUUUUUUUCAUAAAAAUGAAUAUAUUUAAUCGAAGAAAUUCGAAAAAUAUCGUUCCUUUUUGUUUUUUAAUUUUAACAACGAAUCGGAAAAAUUAGUUAAUCCUAAAGGACAGUUUCUUUUAUGACGUCCACUUUUAGGUAUAUUCACGCGCAAUGCGUUACGUUCGGUAAUGAAUGCGGCAAACACCGUUUGCACUUUCAGUAAUUAGAGAUACAUAAUUAUCGUAUCGUUAACGUAUUAACUCUUCUAAUGUUGUGAGAUUUUUUUACGCUGAAGACUAUUGAAAGAGUUGAAUUACGGUCAACAUUUGUGAGGCAAGCUCGCUCCGUUGCGAGAAAGAUACGAAACGAAAAAUAUUCGCUAAAUUAAAAAUAACAAACUAAUAACGUUUGCUAAAACAGAGAGGUGUAUAAAUCUCAAAACAUAAAAUUUAACAUUUGGUCUUUAUGUGUUUGCAGUUAUAUUUACUCGCCCUCGGAGCGUUUGUCAGUUACUUUUGACAAUGGAUGGAUGAGAUUAUUCGUAUGAGAAUAUACAAUCGAGUUUUAGCAGAGUACAAUUCCCUAAUAAUAAUAAUAAUAAUAGAAACGCUUCGAUCGUAGUUUCUCAUCUUCUCCAUUUGCCGGGAUAUUUGGAUUUCGCUGAGGUAGAUUUUCGGGCUGACCGAAACUCUUGAAGACUCUUUUAUAGAUAUAAUUUUUAGAGCAUUUUAUGUGAGAAAAAAGUUUAGUGUUAUAGAGAUAAUAAACGAUCCUUCAGGCAGUCGAUCAAUUUUCCUAAAAAAUAAAAAAGUAAAAAUUUAUACACAAAGUUAACGAAAUUAUAAAUUUUCUUAUCGCGACAGCAUGACAUUUUAAUUGCAUAAGAUUUACAGGAGAUUCAAAAACGCGGCAAAUGAAUAAUAGACGUGGAUUAAUCGACUUCCAGAAGAGAUUCAGUUUUUUUGAAUAAUCAUAACACGACUUCGUCGAAAUUCCGAGAAUGGUCCGGCGAAGUUUUAUCGCAUUUUCUCGAAUAAAACCUGUACAGUACAGAAAGAACAUUUCCGAAAAUCGCUAUAGCGUGUACUAUAAUACUAUAAUAAUACUAGCGUAGAGAGCCCUUCGAAAAUUAAACUGGUAGGAGUGUGAAGUACAAACUGAAGACACAAUAAAUACGCGCGCGAGUGAUACGGAUAAUCGAGAAACCGAAAAAAAGGAUUAAGAGGUACUUAUAUGCGUAAAAUAUGGUAAAUUUGUUUUCUGUGUAAAUAUUAUACCUAAUAGAAUGCUCCGUUGUGUACAUAUGGCGCGCUGAGACUGCGCGGUGUUUCACGCCGUGUCGCUUUUAAAGAUAUUUUUGACGGUCGAAUUUGAUCCAUUGUAUAGAACACACGAUUCAAUCAUGUAGUACGUAAAAAAAAAUAUAAAUACGUGUGUAUAAUA